Ixodes scapularis (black-legged tick) is the source of this 1448-nucleotide messenger RNA. RefSeq names its product alpha-crystallin A chain. The record is from RefSeq and is a predicted model, not a curated record. Gene Ontology annotation, molecular function: protein folding chaperone. Lineage: Eukaryota; Metazoa; Arthropoda; Arachnida; Ixodida; Ixodidae. The transcript is spliced from 2 exons. The coding region runs from base 239 to 817 and encodes 192 amino acids. Gene Ontology annotation, biological process: response to heat; protein refolding.
GGCCUGCCAACGCCAAACGGUACAAAACUGCGCACACUCGCGGGCAAAAAGGCAAUAAACAAACAAAACAAAACAACCGAUCGUUUCUGAACCCCAGCCAGCUCCGAAACAACGUUUUCAGGAGCGGAUACCGAAAAUACGAGGUAGGGUUACUUCGGCCAAGGCGCCGCGAGCAAGCAGCGUACGCAGUCCCUUGCAAAGGUUCGGUCAAUACCGAAUUUUUUCGGCCUCGAUCAAGAUGCCUUUCCGGCGAAGUUUGGCGCCAAGUUUGUUCGGCCGGCAUCGGGACAAGGUCGACUGGUGGGACGCGUGGGAGUACCCUCCCAGAAUCUUCGACCAGAAGUUCGGUGUGGACCUUCGGGACGAAGACCUCUUCGAUCGAGAACCCUUUUUCAGGAGACGGCUCGGAGCAGUUUCCCCACGCCGGACCCAGCAAACGACGGCCAUUGGCGACGGAUGCUCUCGUUCGACGGGUGUCUCGGAGGUCGUUAACGACGACUCCAAGUUCGAAGUUCGGCUCGACGUCAGUCACUUCAAGCCGAGCGAGAUCACGGUCAAGCUGGUGGGCACUGACGCCGUUGUCGUGCACGGCCGACACGAUGAACGUCAGGACGAGCAUGGCUUCGUGAGCCGGGAGUUCACGCGGCGCUACAUGCUGCCGCCGGAUGUGAACAUCGACGACGUCGUCUCCGAGUUCGUGGCCGAAGCCGACGGCGUGCUCGUCGUCCGCGCCGCCAAGAAGUCGCCCGAGCCCGCUGCCGUCCAGGAGCGCGUCGUUCCCAUCGCCGUUCUGUCCACGACCAGCAAAAACGAAUAGGAAAAAUAUUUGUGUUUGGCUUAAGCACGACGCAAAGGCUAAGCCUUAUCCCCUACCCGAUUUCAACGGAAGAAGGCCCCGUUGUUUACAAUUUCGCCGGAAUCUCCGUCGAAAUUUUGAUGGUUGUUGACUUGCCUCAGAAUUGUUUGAACAUAUCAAUAGGCACAGCUGAACUAUAGUCCGUUGCAACCUAAGAACGAAGGGCGAGGAGGAAGCAGACGGAACGCAGGAGAAGAGAGGGAGAACCUCCUCCUCUCUUUAGCAUUCCGUCUGCUUGCUCCUCUUCGGCCCGUCUUACCCUCGCCCUUCGUUCUUAGGUUGCAACGAACUAUAGUACGCCGAACCGACUUGUUUCAAAAGGCCAUUGAGCAACACUGGCGGUCGCCAGUUCUUAACAAAGUUAUGGAAUUUUCACACUUAAUCCUCACUGCUCUCUUUUUAAUUUUUUAAAAAAGGAAAAGUUUUACUGGCAACACCGAAAGCGUGAUGACAGAUGUUUUAAUUCGAAAAGUGCAACCCAUUCCCGAUGGGUUACAAGAAAUCGGUUGGAGUGAAAUGAAUGCUGGGGAAGUUUGCUCCAGUAAAACGAAAAAAUAAAUGAGAAACAUAUACUACCAGUGGCAGAUUAAAA